UUAGGGGUUUGGACUCGGGCUCGGCUGUUUUAAAAAGGCUCGCAGCUCUCCGGUUGAUCAGUCUGCUCAGGAAACUUCUGCUGGAGCAAAGUACUGGAGUCCAAAACUGAAGAGGGGGAAGAGAGCGAGAGAGAGAGAGAGAGAGAGAGAGAGAAGUUUGUGCAAAGAAUUUGCUUUUGCUCUUGCAGAGGACAACAUCUCUGGAAGAGAAAAAUAAUAACAACAACAUCAUCACAAAUAUUUUUUUUUCUUCUUCUUCUGCAAUUGCUCUUUUUGUGUGUGUUUGUUUUGUGUUGCAGCAGCAAGGGUGCACGCUGAGCCGUGUCCGUGCAUGUGUGUUUUUUUGUUGUUGUUGUUUUUUUUUAACAGAUAGCAACACUCUUGGAUAAAGACUCUUGGCUUUAGCUUUUAAAAAAAAAAAAAAAAAAAAUCGGAUUAUCAAGACUGAGGCAUUGUGCUCAUUAGACCAGUCUACGCGUGCUCCCCCUCCUCUUCGCAUUUGAGGUUUAUGCUUAUACCUGAAGAGAACACCAACAAUGUUUCUGAGUCUCUGCCUCCUGGUGACAUUUAUCUUGGGGCUGUCCGGCUGCUUGGGCUCAUACGUGCCGUGCGAGCCUUGUGACCAGAAGGCGCUGUCCAUGUGCCCUCCGGUCCCGGUCGGCUGCCAGCUGGUCAAGGAGCCCGGCUGCGGCUGCUGCCUCACAUGCGCCCUGUCCGAGGGGCAGGCGUGCGGCGUUUACACCGGGACGUGCACCCAGGGCCUCCGCUGCCUGCCGAGGAGCGGCGAGGAGAAACCCCUGCACGCCCUUCUCCACGGCAGGGGAGUGUGCACCAACGAGAAAGGAUACAAACCUGCCCACCCGCCCAUAGCGGAACGCGAGUCUCGGGAGCACGAGGACGCCAUCACCGCGGAGAUCGCGGAGGAGCUGCAGCAAGCCAAAGUGCCGCUCCUCCCCAAAGACAUUGUGAACAGUAAAAAAGUCCACGCGCUGCGCAAGGAGCAGAAGAGGAAGCUCGGCAAGCAGCGCUCCAUGGGCUCCCCCAUGGACUACUCCCCUCUGCCCAUCGACAAGCACGAGCCAGAAUUCGGUCCAUGCAGGAGGAAACUGGAUGGGAUCAUUCAGGGGAUGAAGGACACUUCUCGGGUCAUGGCUCUGUCUCUGUAUCUUCCAAACUGUGACAGGAAAGGGUUCUUCAAGCGCAAGCAGUGCAAGCCGUCACGCGGCCGCAAACGAGGCAUCUGCUGGUGCGUGGACAAGUACGGCGUUCAGCUCCCCGGCACCGACUACAGCGGCGGGGACAUUCAAUGUAAAGACCUGGAGAACAGCAACAACAACAACGAGUGAAAAGGCCCCCACCACCACCACCACCACCACCACCACCACCCUCCCUCCCCACCCAUUAACCACCACGUGGCCCACGCCUCCUCUCUGAAUCACACCUGUAUGCUCCACCCUCUCCAUUGGCUUCCAGAUUUUUCUGUUUAGUUUUUUUUUUCAAAUUGAAAAAAAAAGGAAGAGAGAAAAAAAAAAAAAAAUCCAAAAAUGAAAGACCAGGCUGAAAAAAAGACACCUGCAUAUUUUUUCUUUUCUUUUCUGUUGUUGACCAUCAUCUUCAAAUGAGGGGUGGGGGGGGAGUCCCAGAAGAAGAUUUACUAGAUCCCUUGACUAUUGCUCGUGGCUUGCAGAUCCAUGAAAAUAUAUGCACACGAUGGAUAUCAUUUUUAUAGAAGCUCGGGGCUUUCAACACAACACUUGUAUGAUGUUAAAAUUGACACAAAAUCAAGUGUGAAGAAAAUCCCCCCAAAAAUGAUCAGGCACAUUGAUUGAAAACAGAUCCGUUUUUUUUUUUUUUUAGGCCGUGGAACUCGGCGCCACUGUGGGACUGUCGAUUGGC
Cyclopterus lumpus (lumpfish) is the source of this 1896-nucleotide messenger RNA. RefSeq names its product insulin-like growth factor-binding protein 5. Bases 537 to 1346 code for a protein of 269 amino acids. Gene Ontology annotation, molecular function: insulin-like growth factor II binding; fibronectin binding; insulin-like growth factor I binding. The transcript is spliced from 4 exons. Gene Ontology annotation, cellular component: extracellular region. The record is from RefSeq and is a predicted model, not a curated record. Lineage: Eukaryota; Metazoa; Chordata; Actinopteri; Perciformes; Cyclopteridae. Gene Ontology annotation, biological process: regulation of insulin-like growth factor receptor signaling pathway.